Cervus elaphus (red deer) is the source of this 4214-nucleotide messenger RNA. RefSeq names its product DNA topoisomerase III beta (gene TOP3B). Gene Ontology annotation, molecular function: DNA topoisomerase type I (single strand cut, ATP-independent) activity; DNA binding. Gene Ontology annotation, cellular component: nucleus. Gene Ontology annotation, biological process: DNA topological change. The transcript is spliced from 18 exons. The record is from RefSeq and is a predicted model, not a curated record. The coding region runs from base 177 to 2762 and encodes 861 amino acids. NCBI's taxonomy places the organism in Eukaryota, Metazoa, Chordata, Mammalia, Artiodactyla, Cervidae.
AACAGACCCGGAAGCAGAUGGCGACUGACCCGGAAGCAGAUGGCGGCGGGCCUCCAGGAGCAGGAGGCUGGAAGCAGCAGUUGGCGGCGUGGCAGCAGCGUGACGCUGCCUCAGCGCGGUGUCUGAGCCGUUUCCUGAGAGCAGAGUGAGGCGGGGCACCGGCAGCCCGAGGUACGAUGAAGACCGUGUUCAUGGUGGCCGAGAAGCCGUCCUUGGCCCAGUCCAUCGCCAGGAUCCUCUCUCGAGGCAGCAUGUCCUCGCGCAAAGGGCUGAACGGGACGUGCUCGGUGUACGAGUACCCCGGGACCUUUGCGGGCCAGCCCGUCCGCUUCAAGAUGACGUCUGUCUGCGGCCACGUGAUGACCCUGGACUUCCUGGGAAAAUACAACAAAUGGGACAAGGUGGACCCCGCUGAGCUGUUCAGCCAGGCCCCGACGGAGAAGAAGGAGGCCAACCCCAAGCUGAACAUGGUGAAGUUCCUGCAGGUGGAGGGCAGGGGCUCUGACUGCAUCGUGCUGUGGCUGGACUGCGACAAGGAGGGCGAGAAUAUCUGCUUUGAGGUGCUGGACGCGGUGCUGCCCGUCAUGAACCAGGCCCACGGUGGCGAGCAGACGGUGUUCCGGGCCCGCUUCAGCUCCAUCACGGACACGGACAUCUGCGCUGCCAUGGCCCGCCUGGGCGAGCCCGACCACAACGAGGCGCUCUCGGUGGACGCGCGGCAGGAGCUGGACCUCCGCAUCGGCUGCGCCUUCACGAGGUUCCAGACUAAGUACUUCCAGGGGAAAUACGGCAACCUGGAUAGCUCGCUCAUCUCCUUCGGGCCGUGCCAGACCCCCACGCUGGGGUUCUGUGUGGAGCGGCAUGACAAGAUCCAGUCCUUCAAACCGGAGACCUACUGGGUGCUGCAGGCCAAGGUGGACGUCGAUAAGGACCGCUCCCUCCUUCUGGAUUGGGACCGGGUGCGCGUGUUCGACCGGGAGAUCGCACAGAUGUUCCUGAACAUGACCAAGCUCGAGAAGGAGGCCCAGGUGGAGGCCACGAGCAGGAAGGAGAAGGCCAAGCAGCGGCCACUGGCCCUGAACACCGUGGAGAUGCUGCGUGUGGCCAGCUCUGCCCUGGGAAUGGGCCCGCAGCACGCCAUGCAGACCGCCGAGCGGCUCUACACGCAGGGCUAUAUCAGCUACCCGCGCACCGAGACCACCCACUACCCCGAGAGCUUCGACCUGAAGGGGCCUCUGCGGCAGCAGGCCAACCACCCCUACUGGGCUGACACGGUGAAGCAGCUCUUAGCAGCAGGCAUCAACCGCCCACGGAAAGGCCACGACGCUGGUGACCAUCCCCCCAUCACCCCCAUGAAGGCUGCCACGGAGGCCGAGUUAGGGGGCGAGGCCUGGCGCCUCUACGAGUACAUCACCAGGCACUUCAUCGCCACCGUCAGCCAUGACUGCAAGUACCUGCAGAGCAGCGUCUCCUUCCGGGUUGGGCCCGAGCGCUUCACCUGCACGGGCAAGACCGUCAUCUCCCCAGGCUUCACGGAGAUCAUGCCCUGGCAGAGCGUGCCCCUGGAGGAGAGCCUGCCCACCUGCCAGAAGGGCGACACCCUGGCCGUGGCCGAGGUCAAGCUGCUGGAGAAGCAGACCAGCCCGCCGGACUACCUGACGGAGGCCGAGCUCAUCACCCUCAUGGAGAAGCACGGCAUCGGGACGGACGCCAGCAUCCCUGUCCACAUCAACAACAUCUGCCAGCGCAACUACGUGGUCGUGGAGAGCGGGCGCCGGCUCAAGCCCACCAAUCUCGGCAUCGUCCUGGUGCACGGCUACUACAAGAUCGACGCCGAGCUGGUGCUGCCCACCAUCCGCAGCGCCGUGGAGAAGCAGCUGAACCUGAUCGCCCAGGGCAGAGCCGACUUCCGCCAGGUCCUGGGCCACACCCUGGACGUCUUCAAGAGGAAGUUCCACUACUUCGUGGACUCCAUCGCGGGCAUGGAUGAGCUGAUGGAGGUGUCCUUCUCGCCCCUGGCGGCCACGGGCAAGCCCCUCUCCCGCUGUGGGAAGUGCCACCGCUUCAUGAAGUACAUCCAGGCCAAGCCGAGCCGCCUGCACUGCUCGCACUGCGACGAGACCUACACGCUGCCCCAGAACGGCACCAUCAAGCUCUACAAGGAGCUGCGGUGCCCGCUGGACGACUUCGAGCUGGUCCUGUGGUCGUCGGGCUCGAGGGGCAAGAGCUACCCGCUGUGCCCCUACUGCUCCAACCACCCGCCCUUCCGGGACAUGAAGAAGGGCACAGGCUGCAACGAGUGCACGCACCCCAGCUGCCAGCACUCACUCAGCAUGCUGGGCAUCGGCCAAUGCGUGGAGUGUGAGAGCGGCGUGCUGGUGCUCGACCCCACCUCCGGCCCCAAGUGGCGCGUGGCCUGCAACAGGUGCAACGUGGUGGCCCACUGCUUCGAGAACGCCCACCGCGUGCGCGUGUCCGCCGAGACGUGCGCCUCCUGUGAGGCCGCCCUGCUGGACGUGGACUUCAACAAGGCCAAGUCCCCGCUGCCAGGCGACGGCACGCAGCAUACAGGCUGCGUCUUCUGCGACCCAGUCUUCCAGGAGCUGGUGGAGCUGAAGCACGCAGCUUCCUGCCACCCCAUGCACCGCGGGCCCGGGCGGAGGCAGGGCCGGGGCCGGGGCCGGGGCCGGAGGCCAGCGGGGAAGCCGGGCCCCCGGCGGCCCAAGGACAAGAUGUCAGCCCUGGCAGCCUAUUUCGUGUGACGGCCGGCAGGCCACGGGGAUCAUUAAAUGCGGUGUCUUCUGCAGAGCCAGUGGCUCCCCAGCCUUCCUGCCGUCGGAGGGCUGUGCCCAUCCCCUUGCCUCUCCCUCGUCCUGCACACGCCCCCCCGAGUGCCCGCCCUGCCCAAGUCCUGCAGGGGGGCCACUGCACAGAACCAGGAGCAGGCCCGGCGCAGGGCGCCCGCUGUGUCCCAGCGUGAGCCGUGGCGCCCCACCACCCGAGGCUGGGGGGACUCCUCCCUGGGUGUGGGCCCCCACUCCACCCACUGCCCACCGGGUGGGUCUGUGUGGGGGGGGCCUGCAUGUGACCCUGGCCCCCCAGGCCUGUUCCCCUUCCCGUUCUCAAACGUGUCCCCUCAGACAGAGGUGGGCAGCAGCAGAUGGCAGGGUCAGGGGGAGCCACACCACCUGCAGGCCACAGGUCACCUGCCCGCUUCCCAUGAGGGCGCCCACCUCAGCCCACCACAUGCCCACCUUGGGACGUCACCCCGUGCCAGGCCUCCACCUGACGGGCCCCAUGAAACGCCUCCCCAAGCCUGCACGCGGGGCAGGUUGGAACUGCUGCCCGGGUCGUAGGUUCACCCGAGAGGCUGGAACUCGGGCUGGGCGGGCCGGGUGAUGUGGGAGGCUCCUUUCCCAAGGGUAGAGCCAGGGCUAGAGCUGAGGCAGGCAGAAACAGGGCGGGAGGAGCUGACACCAGCCACAGGGCUGGUCAGCUCCUGGGCGUGGGGUUGGCCCUGUGCCUGCUGGAAGAGGCAUGCUCCCGGCCAGGCGGCAUGCCUCGCUGCCCCGCCACCUCCCGGCGCUGGCCUCGGGGGGCAUCAGUGCUGAGGAGUCUCGUGUGGCCGCCCGGGAGGCCCAUGGGAUGUCGGCUGUCACAGGAUCCCCUCCCCCACCCAGCAGUCCUCAGACUUCAGUUCACACUUGUUCUGGGUGGACUUUGAGAAACACUGAGGCAGGGUCUCACAGCAGCCCUUGGAGGGUAGGUUGGCAGCUCUUGGUUUCCUUCUGAUAUGGAAACUGGAUAUGGGGCAGCUAAGGAACAUGUAGAAGGUCACAGGUCAUAAGCACUUAACCACAGGCCUUGCUGGGGUCACCAUGCUGACUUGCGGGUGGGGUUGGGUUACAGAAUCUAGGAAGGCCUGAGGAGAAGGGAGCCCACCCUGCCUUCUCUGCCCAGAUGCCCACUGCCUUUUAUAUCCACCCCCUUCCCAGUCUGUCCUUCCAAAUCAGCCGACUGUUAGUUCUCCAGACUCCUGUUAGUGAAUCUUAGUUCCUGGGCCAGACACGGCCGUGUGCCCACCUGGAGGUCAGGUGGGCAGGGCCCCAGUGGGGCUUUUGAGGGCUCUUCCAAAAAAGUUUAUAUUAUGCUUUACAACUGCAUUGAUAUAAAGAUGAACAUAUUAUAUAUUAAAACAUUUUCUUUGACCUAAA